Messenger RNA from Coprinopsis cinerea okayama7#130, 210 nucleotides. RefSeq lists its product as hypothetical. Lineage: Eukaryota; Fungi; Basidiomycota; Agaricomycetes; Agaricales; Psathyrellaceae. The record is from RefSeq and is a predicted model, not a curated record. The coding region runs from base 1 to 210 and encodes 69 amino acids. The transcript is spliced from 3 exons.
AUGCACAAUCUCGAGCCUAGCCUCGAGCUACCCAUCCAUUUCAUGACACCCCGCCAUGUCACGCCCAGAAGGACGUCUGACGAGGUUCAAUGUGUGAAGAAGCCUUCUGGUGCGGAGCCCUGGAGAAGGACGACUAGGCGGGGUCCCAGGAUGCUGACAGUGGAUACAGGUGUCGUCUACGGUCUGGAAGGCCUGAUGGCGGAUGCUUGA